Molecule: messenger RNA, 582 nt
Organism: Macrosiphum euphorbiae (potato aphid)
Lineage: Eukaryota; Metazoa; Arthropoda; Insecta; Hemiptera; Aphididae
Source: the annotation of a GenBank genome assembly
AUGUCAUAUAGAUGUGUAUCUAUGCCUAACAUGGCCGCGAUGUGUGAAAAUUCCUCAGCCAAAUUGACAGAUAUUGGAUGGCGAUCAACGCCAAAUCUGAAGUUUAACCGUACCAAUGAUAUACGAAGACCGGAAUCGUCGAAAAAUGUUGAUUCCAAAGGUUUUCUGGACCUCAGGCUCUGUGUAUCUGAGCCAAAUAUCCCCGUACAUCCAAAAUUAGCUGGCGAGACAGCUGCAGAUAUUGGGUGGCGAUCAACGCCAAAUCUGAAGUUUCAGCAGGUCACCAGCGAUGUACGGAAACUGGAAUCGUCGAAAAAUUUUGAUUCCAAAGGUUUUCUGGACGUCAGGCUCUGUGUAUCUGAGCCAAAUAUCCCAGUAUAUCCAAAAUUAGCUGGCGAGACAGCUGCAGAUAUUGGGUGGCGAUCAACGCCAAAUCUAAAGUUUCAGCAGGUCACCAGCGAUGUACGGAAACAGGAAAGUCCGAGACACACACGUCCUCGUCGUUCAUUUUGGCGCCAGACAAAGAAAUUUGUCAGGCGGUUCCUUUGUUGUUGUGGUUCUGUUGACAAGAUAGACCAGUAA